AUGUUAUCAUCUUCAUCUAAGUUGUUAUCGUCGCCACCGUUGGCAUCAAAGUCGCAAUUGAAAUCGUCAUUGACAUUGUCAUCAAAGUUUUUUUCGUCAUUUCCAUCUUCGUCAGAAUCUUUACAUUCAUCACAAUUGUUGUCAACUUCUACAUUGCUACAACCGUUUAUCUCUCCCUCACCAUUUUCAACCACAAUAUUUUUUGGAGCUCGAUUGUCAACGUCAGCAACAACAUCGACAUUAGCUUAUUCAUCGUCAUUUACACCUCAAUCUUUUCCACCAUAUUCCAUAAAAUCAACAUAUCAAUCUCCGUCAGUACUGUCCAAGUCAUCAUCGCUGUCUCAAUCAUCAUUAUAUAUCCAAAAAAUAGCAUUGCCUUCAUUGUUAUCAACAUUAUCAUCUCCAUCAUUAGUGUAUGCGUCCUCAUCAGCAACUGCAUCAUCGGUAGCAUCUUUGUCGCCAUCAUCAUCUACGUCGUCAACAUUAUCACUAGCAAUGCCAUCACCAUCAGCAUCUCCAUCAGCACAAGCAUAUAUGACAUCAUUACUAACAUCUGUGAUAUCGGCGAAAUCUAUGUCACCAUCAGUACGUCCAUCAUCAAUAAUAUCUCUAUUGCCAUCAGCAGUUCAAGUUUCAACAUCCGCAAAAUCAAUUAAACUUACAUCGACACCAAUACUUCCAUCAGUUAUAUCCCCAUCAUCGAUAUUAACAAGAGCGUCUAAACCAUUAUCAGUAUCUCCUUUAUCAUCAUCGGUCACCUUAUUAACAUCAACAUCAUUAGAAAAAUAUGUGCCAUCAUCAGCACCUCUAACAUCAGUAGCAUCAAUAUCGCCAUCAGCGAAUCUAUCAACAGUGCAAUAUACGUCAAAAUUAGGAUCUUCAAAGUUGUCACAGSUAGAAAAUUCUUCUGCUUUAGAAUCCGUGUCGUCAUCAGCAGCUCCRUCAACAUUAUUUGAYAYAUCAAAAGCAACGAUGUCAAAACUCUCAUCUAUUUCGUCAAUAAGAAAUCGAUCAAUACUAACAACUAAUUCAUUGUUGUUGUUAUCAUCUAAUCCAGCAGCAGCAUCCACAACCAUGUUGGCAUUUUCGUGGUCACUAGAAAAUCCCUCUUCAGAUAAAUUUGUUUUAUCAUCAGAAGCUCCAUUAUCAGGAACAUCAGCAGCUUUAGAAACAUUUCGGUCGUCAUUAGCAUCUUUACCAGUAGAAUCCACUUUAGCAUCUGUUUCGCAAUCAACAAUUCUACCAUCACCAGCUUCUACUUCCCUUUUCGCAACUAUGUGGACAUUAUCUGCUCCGUCAUUAGUAGUAUCUGCAUCAUUAGAGACAUCAGAUACUUCAUUAUCAGCAAACGCUGUAUCAAUAUCCGUCAAUUUAUCAACGUUGGCAUCAUCAGAAACAUCUUUGCCAACAACAACAGCUCCAACAUCAGUAGUAACURCAACAUCAAUAAAAUAUCUGUUAUCAUCGUCAAUCCCAUUCACAGUAGCGUCAUUAGUAGAAUCGAAAUCAAAACAUCCAUCGUCAGUAGCGUCUAAGUCAUUGACAGAAUCUGUUUUGUCGUCACCAACUCCAUUUUCCACUGYAUCGAUGCCUUUAGUAAAAUUUGUUUCGUCAUCAGCAUCUCCAUUGUCAGCAUUUUCAACGUCAUUAGUAGARUCGAUUUCAACGUCACCAAAUCCAAAGUCAGUAGAAUCUACGUCAUUAUUAGAAUCUUUUUCGUCAUCAGUAACUCCAUCGUCCGUAGCUUUUACGGUAUUAGUAGCAUCUUUGUCAUCAACAACUCCCUCGUCAUCUGUAUCUACAUCAUUAGYAGAAUCUACGUCGUCGUCAGCAACUCCAUUUUCAGCAGCAUUUGCGUCAUUAGAUAAAUCUGUUUCAUCGUCCGCAAGCCCAUCGUCAGCAGGCACUACGUCAUUAUUAGUAGAAUCGGUUUCAUCUUUACCAACUCCAACCAAGUCCACUGUCAGCAGCCUCUACAUCAUUAGUAGUAUCUAUGUCGUCAUCAACUCUCUCGUCAGCAGCCUCUUCAUCAUUACAAUUCCAUCGUCAGUAGUAUCUACGUCAUUAGUAGAAUCUGAUCCAUCGCAAGCAAUUCCAUCGUCAGUAGUAUCUAAGUCAUCAAUCGAAUCUGUUCCAUCACCAGCAAUUCCAUCGUCAGUAGUAUCUACGUCAUUAGUAGAAUCUGAUCCAUCGCAAGCAAUUCCAUCGUCAGUAGUAUCUAAGUCAUCAAUCGAAUCUGUUCCAUCACCAGCAAUUCCAUCGUCAGUAGUAUCUAUUUCGUCAGUAGAAUCUGUUCCAUCAGCAGCAAUUCCAUUGUCAGCAGCAUCUACGUCAUCAGGAGAAUCUGUUUCAUUGUCAGCAACUCCAUUAUCAGCAGAAUCUACGUCAUUAGUAAAAUCUGUUUCAAAGCUAACAACUCCAGGGACAGCAGCAUCUAUGUCAUUAGUAGAACCUUUUUCAUCGCCGGCAACUCCAUCGUCACCAGUAUCUACGUCAUUAUUAGAAUCUGCUCCAUCGCCGGCAACUCCAUCGUCAGUAGCAACUACUUCAUUACUAGAAUCUACUCCAUCGCCAGCAACUCCAUCAUCAGCAGUAUCUAAGUCUUCAGGAGAAUCUGUUUCAAAGCCGGCAACUCCAUUGUCAGCAGCAUCUACGUCUUUAGUAGAAUCUGCUCCAUCGCCAGCAACUCCAUCGUCACCAGUAUCUAAGUCAUUAGUAGAAUCUGUUUCAUCAUCAUCAGUGUCUACGUCAUUAGUAGAAUCUGCUCCAUCGUCAGCAACUCCAUCGUCACCAGUAUCUACGUCAUCAGUAGAAUAUGUUUCAAAGCCAGCAACCCCAUCGCCACCAGUAUCUACGUCAUUAGUAGAAUAUGUUUCAAAGUCUGCAACUUCAUUGUCAGCAGCAUCUACGUUAUCAGUAGAAUCGCUUUCAUCGUUAGUAACUCCAUCGUCACCAAUAUCUACGUUAUCAGUAGAAUCUGUUUCAAAGCCAGCAACUCCAUUGUCAGCUGCAUAUACAUCAUUAGUAGAAUCUGUUUCAAAGCCAACAACUCCAUCGUCAGCAGCAUCUACGUCAUUAGUAGAAACUUUUUCAAAGGCAGCAGUUCCAUUGUCACCAGUAUCUACGUCAUUAGAAGAAUCUGCUUCAAAGCCAGCAACUCCAUCGUCAGUAGCAUCUACGUUAUCAGUAGAAUCUCUUUCAUCGCCAGCAACUCCAUCGUCAUCAAUAUCUACGAUAUCAGUAGAAUCUGUUUCAAAGCCAGCAGCUCCACUGUCAAAAACAUCUACGUUAUCAGUAGAAUCUGUUUCAUCGCCAGCAAUUCUAUCGUCAGCAGCAUCUACGUCAUUAGUAGAAUCAGCUCCAUCGCCAGCAUCUCCAUCGUCAGCAUCAUCUACGUCAUUAGUAGAAACUGUUCCAUCGCCAAUAACUCCUUCUUCACCAGUAUCUACGUCAUCAGUAGAAUCUGUUUCAUCGGCAGGAACUCUAUUGUCAGAAGUAUCUACGUCAUUAGUAGAAUCUGCUCCAUCGUCAACAACUCCAUCGUCAGCAGCAUCUACGUCAUUAGUAGAAUCUGUUUCAUCGCGAGCAACUCCAUUGUUAGCACCAUCUUCGACAUUAAUAGAAUCUCAACUCCAUUUGUCUACGUCAUCAGUAGAAUCUGUUUCAUCGUCAGCAACUCCAUUGUCAGUACCAUCUUCGACAUUAAUAGAAUCUGUUUCAUCGCCAUUAAUUCUAUCUUCAGCAGUAUCUACAUCGCCAGCAACUCCAUUGUCUACAGUGUCCACGUCAUUAGUAGAAUCUGUCCCAUCGCCAGCAACUACAUUGUCAGCAGCAUCUACGUCAUUAGUAGAAUCUGAUUCAUCGUCAGCAACUCCAUUGUCAGUAGCAUCUACGUCAUUAGUAGAAUCUGUUUCAUCGCCAGCAACUCUAUUGUCAGCAGUAUCUACGUCAUUAGUAGAAUCUGUUUCAUCGCCAGCAACUCCAUUGUCAGCAGUAUCUACGUCAUCGUUAGAAUCUGCUCCAUUGUCAACAACUCCAUUGUCAGCAGUAUCUAGGUCAUUGGUAGAAACUUUUCCAUCGCCAGCAACUCCAUUGUCACCAGUAUCUACGUCAUUAGUAGAAUCUGCUCUAUCGCCAGCAACUCCAUCGUCAGCAGCAUCUACGUCAUUAGUAGAAACUGUCCCAUCGCCAGCAACUACAUUGUCAGCAGCAUCUACGUCAUUAGUAGAAUCUGAUUCAUCGUCAGCAACUCCAUCGUCACCAGUAUCUACGUCAUUAGUAGAAUCUGUUUCUUCGCCAGCUACUCCAUCGUCACCAGUAUCUACGUCAUUAGUAGAAUCUGUUUCAAAGCCAUCAACUCCACUGUCAGCAGCAUCUACGUCAUCAGUGAAAUCUAUUUUGUCGUCACAAACUCCAAUGUUAUCGGCAUCUAUGUCAGAAUCUAUUUCGUCAUCAGUAAAACCAUCUCCAGUAGCUUCUAUGUCAUUAGUAGCAUCUAUGUCGUCAUCAACAUCUACGUCCUUACUARAAUCUGUUUCAUCGUCAGCAWCUCCAUUKUCAGCAGUAUCAUCGUCUUUAGAAACAUUUGCUUUGUCGUCAGAAACUCAAUUGUCAGUAGUAACUUUAUCAUUAAUAACAAAAAUGGCKUCACCAGUAACUCUAUUAGCGUCUACUUCAUUAGUAGAAUCUKUUCUGCCAACAGUAACUCCAUCGUCAGCAGCAUCUUCGUYAUUAGUAGCAAGUAUGCCGUCACUAGCAACUUCAGUAGCAUCUACGUUAUUAGUAGGAUCCGUUUCGUUGCCMGUAACUCCAUYGUUAUUAGCAUCGMCUAUGUUAAUAGAACGUCAGUCAUUCGUCAAUCCAUCAUCAGCAACAUUUACAUCUAUUGUGUCKUCAUCAGCAAAUAUAUCUUCAUUAACAUCUAUAUUGUUAGAAGAAACUACAUCAUUACUAAGAAUUACCUCAUUAAAACUAUCUUURUCUUUAUCCGUAACUGAAUUACCAGCAGCUACACGUUUAAUAAAAUCUGUUUCGSCAACAWCUCUAUCGCCAGCWACAGCAUCCUCAUUAGAAAGAUGGACCCAAGCUACAAUUCCAUCAGUUGCAUCAUCUACAUUGCCAGUGUUGUCAAUGGCCCGUCUGYCCUCUAUAACRUCUCUGUGGUCCUCUGCAAAUCCAGCGYCUUUGUUGGUUUCAACAACUGCGUCAUCUAURGCAGCAACUACGUCUUUAGUGGAAAAGACAUUAGUAACUGAAUCAUCAACAUCAUCUGUGUCAUCAUCGGCAACUCCAUUAUUAUUAUUAUCAGAUUUAUCACCAGUGUCUACAUCGUCAGGAUUCUUUAUAUCGACAUUGUUUUUGAUUUCAUCUUCAGCUACUCCRUCAUCUGUAACAUCUACGUCAKCAUCAACUUCUCCUACCGCAUCAUUAGUGGCAUCAGRUACCUCAUUAUCAGCAGCASAURUAUCAUCAUCAGUUACUCCAUCAUUCGUAGCAUCGAGAUCAACAACAGCAUCUUCAAUUCCACCGUCUACAGCAAGGCAAUCGUUAUCGUUMUUAUCUGCGUUAUCAUCCACUUUUUCACCAUCAUCAUCUAUAUCUCUGCCUUCGCCAGCUUCUGCUUUCCUACCUUUCGCYACAUCACAUCAGUCCUCACCAGCAUCGCGAAUAUCACUAUUUCUCGCACCUUCAGCAUCAUAUCAAUUCUUAUUCUCUAAUGCUACCUUGCUAACAUACGGGUCUUCGUUUACACUUUCACAAUCCAUAUCACUUUCGUUAACUUYACCAGCAUCUUCACAGACUAAUAUAUUGCCAUUAACACYUCCAYCGACAUUAUCACAUGCAUUUUCAUCAGCAGUUCUAUCAUCAGUAGCACCCUCAGCUACAAAUAAAUCAUCAUUAUCACUGCCAACGAUACCAGCUAAUUCAUUGACAAACGUUUCAAGUACAAUUUCUUCAUUGCCGUCUACAUUGCCACCAGUAUUGCAGUUGCUUACCUCUUCCUCCUACACACUUAGACCAUCACAUCCACCAUCUGGUUUGUUUGAGUCUUCAUCAAAACUCUCAACAUCUACAUUAACUUCGGCGAAAAUGAUUAAGCAACGCUCUUCAUUCUUAUCAUCAACAAAAACCCUCAUCAUCUUAUCGGUUGUUAAAGAACCGUCUUCUACUACCUCACUAAUAGCAACAGUAACUAAGCCAACGAAAAGUUUUGAAAAAAAGUUGUCUUCUCUUGAUUCAACUUCAUCAACAGUUCUGCCGGGAUUUUCAUCACCUGUGUUUUCAGUAUUAUCUUCUGUAUCAAUAGCAACAUCUUCAGAAGCAUCUCGAACAUUAACACCCACGACAACAUCAGCAACUCUAUUGUCAUCAUUGGUAUCAUUGCCUUUAACAAAAGUGCCAACAAUUUCUCCGUCAUCAUCAUUACUAACACUUAGCUUCAACUUCUCAACAAAUGCCACUCCAUCGCAAGCAACAAUGCUCAUAACAAACGUUUCAAGUACAAUUUCUUCAUUGCCGUCUACAUUGCCACCAGUAUUGCAGUUGCUUACCUCUUCCUCCUACACACUUAGACCAUCACAUCCACCAUCUGGUUUGUUUGAGUCUUCAUCAAAACUCUCAACAUCUACAUUAACUUCGGCGAAAAUGAUUAAGCAACGCUCUUCAUUCUUAUCAUCAACAAAAACCCUCAUCAUCUUAUCGGUUGUUAAAGAACCGUCUUCUACUACCUCACUAAUAGCAACAGUAACUAAGCCAACGAAAAGUUUUGAAAAAAAGUUGUCUUCUCUUGAUUCAACUUCAUCAACAGUUCUGCCGGGAUUUUCAUCACCUGUGUUUUCAGUAUUAUCUUCUGUAUCAAUAGCAACAUCUUCAGAAGCAUCUCGAACAUUAACACCCACGACAACAUCAGCAACUCUAUUGUCAUCAUUGGUAUCAUCGCAACAAAAACUAAAAAUUUCUAUGUCGAUCUCGUCUUUCAAAGAUUUUAGAACUUCAAGCUUCAUAUCUGAAACAACAGAGUCAUCACCAGCAUUAUUUGCGAGCAUUAAGUCAUCAUCAUCUUUGUCAAAAGAAAAAACGUCUUCAUCAACGAGGUUGACAUUACCAACACCGGCAACGUCUAAAUCACCAUUUUUCACAAUUGAAACUUCGUCAACAAUGAAAACGACUAAAGAMCUUACAUCUUCACAUUCAGUUAUGAUGUAUUCCUCGAUCAAAAUAUCAUCUUCGCUUGGUAAUAGCACAAUCCAGUCUUCACCAGUUUUAUCAACGUUAUCAGCUUCAAGUACUAAAAUCGUUAUCAUUAGGACAUCACCCUGGUCUCAGUGGACUAAAUGUAGCACAACCUGUGGUGGCGGAGUUAGAAAGAGAAUUCGUACUUGUGGUAACGAACCAAGCAAUGGGUUUGUUUGCCAUUCUUCUGAAACUGAAGGGUGUAGUUUUCAACAAUGUCCUGUUCACGGUGGAUGGACGACUUUUAAUGAUUGGCGAAAAUGCAACACUCCUUGUGGAGAUGGACUACAAAUACGUAGACGAAGCUGUACAAACCCCGAGCCUAAAUAUGGAGGAGAAAGCUGUGCUGGAGCAAAUGAAGAAAGCAGGCCUUGCCAAGGCAACAAAGCAUGCCCACGGGUUAGAACAAGGUAUACAGUAAAGCUUAAAGAAGAACUUUGGGACGACAAGCUCUACAAUCUUAACACGGCGGAAAGCAAAGCCUUGAUUUUAAAAAUCGAAACUCAGGUUAAGAGYUAUGACAACUACGAUAAGGUCCUAAUGGACAUCAAUGCUUUUAACUUCAGGUAA
This is a messenger RNA of Exaiptasia diaphana, 7803 nucleotides long. RefSeq names its product serine-rich adhesin for platelets-like. Gene Ontology annotation, cellular component: extracellular matrix. Gene Ontology annotation, molecular function: metalloendopeptidase activity. Gene Ontology annotation, biological process: extracellular matrix organization. The record is from RefSeq and is a predicted model, not a curated record. The transcript has 9 exons. Lineage: Eukaryota; Metazoa; Cnidaria; Anthozoa; Actiniaria; Aiptasiidae. Bases 1 to 7803 code for a protein of 2600 amino acids.